Homalodisca vitripennis (glassy-winged sharpshooter) is the source of this 2373-nucleotide messenger RNA. RefSeq names its product bromodomain adjacent to zinc finger domain protein 1A-like. Gene Ontology annotation, biological process: chromatin remodeling. The record is from RefSeq and is a predicted model, not a curated record. The annotation marks the transcript as partial. Lineage: Eukaryota; Metazoa; Arthropoda; Insecta; Hemiptera; Cicadellidae. The transcript has 13 exons.
GAAUGGGGAGAGGCAGUACUGGCCUGGCCACCUGGCAGUCUUUACCGCUAUGAAGAAGAAAAGUUAUUAUUCCCCCCGGGUGGCAUAAAAAAUCGUUUAUACAUUAAACAAUUUACAGAGCAAGUUGGUGGAUUUUGGAAGUUAAAGGCUAAAACAGCUGAGAAGUACGGAAUAUCAAGAGUGAAAUUUGACCUUAUCUUUGUGGGUGAAGCACCAGAUCUAAGCCCAAACAAGAAGGGCUCUCCCAACAACCAGGUGAAGACAGGUGGUUCUGGAAAGAAAGAAAAACGCCAAGAAAGUAUUGACAAGUACUUCACAAAGAAAUCUCCCAGCAAGCAACAGAACUCCCAGCCCAUGGAUGCUCACCAGAAGUCUUUAUUACAAAAAUUGAAAGAAAAGUACAAAGUACAAAAUGCUAAAAAUACUACACUGGCAAACAAAAUAGCCAACAAACAAGAAGCCAUAAGACAAAAAAGGAAAUAUACAAAAAAGAAAUUGCUUCAGUCUUCUGAUAAAAACUCAGUAUUAACAGAGAUGGAAAUAAAACAAAGGAAGCAAGAGGAAAAACUUAAACUGAGGGAACAAAAACGAAAGAAAAAGGAACAAGUAGCUUUAUUGAUGAAAGAAUACAACCGGAAAAAAGAGGAUUUGGAACUUGAAGAUCUGCAGGAUCUCCCAGAGCCAUUGCCUAUCGAACUUCGUCUACCAAAUGAGCUGUUUGGAGACUUUGUGAUGAUAAUGGAGUUUCUUCAUACAUUCCAGGAGACCAUUAAUCUGAAGGAUUACUUUCCCGCAGGGAUGACUUUAGACCUUUUGGAGCGAGCACUCGUUGAAAAUGAAGUUGCUGGGCCACUGUGUGACAUUAUUCAGAUGUUGCUUACAGCAAUAUUUGAACUGCAAGAGGAGGAAGAUGAUGAAAUUAGAGAAGAUUCAGACAUGAGAUCAUCAGACUGGCAAGAUGUGGCGGAUGUGGCCGGUGAUAUGAGGACGAAGGAAGCCGUGAGACAGGCUACAAUCGCAGCCAGGUGGUCUCAGGCAUACCAUCGCACACCACUUAACAAGCUGACACUGGAUGCCAGCACAGUGACCGAGGUAUUGAGACUGCAUCUGCUGGCCUCAGGUGGCCGCUGCGGCGACAGCAGCUCGAAAUGGAGGUACCAACAGAGAGGAGGCUACUCUAGCUUGGAUGACCCUGGAUUGAUGCUACGACUCAGUCAGCCUCACAUUCUGGAUUCUCUUUCACAAAUUCCCUUCUGUGAUCUGUCCAUAGGUGAUAAAUUGGCUAUUCUAUCUUGUCUCAUCAACCAGAUUCUCACCUUCUCUGCAGUUCGGGAUGUUAUCGACGAAAGAAUGGAUAAAAUCAGACAGGGCAAGGUAGAACUGCGUAGCCUGCAUGCCAAUGACAAAAGAAGAGAACAAGAGGCCUAUCAAAAGUUAAAGGAUGGUGAAUGGACAGUGGAACAGCUAGAGAAAGAGAAGGAAUUGCUGCAUCGGAGGAAGCAAGAUCAGAAUCGGCGACUCAGAGAACUGAAUGAGGAAAACCAAAGCAAUCAGGUGUUACCAUUGGGCCAAGAUCGAGCUUACCGGAGGUUCUGGCUAUUCACAGCAAUACCAGGCCUGUUUGUAGAGCACGAUGACCGACAUGCUGGUACCUGCCUGCCCAAGGGAACACCAGCUUUGGAUUUGGGACUGUUGAAUGGUGAAGAUCCAGAAAUGUAUGUGAAGAGGUUGUUCGAACAGGGGAGCAACAAGGAGAACUUGUUGAAAUCACCAACAAAGACACCGAUAACACCAACUAAAACUCCUUCCAAGGCUUCUCUGCCAAAGACACCAACCAAAGGAGCCAGUCCGAGCAAGGUGGCGGAAGAUAAGAUCCGUAGACCUCUGACUUGUUGGGCAGACUCUUUGUGUCCUGUACACUCGGACCAGGGCGAGCGGGUGUGUUGGGCGUUCUAUCAGGAUGAGGCUGCGGUUGAUGAGCUCAUAGCCAAGCUCAACAAGCGUGGCAUGCGUGAACACGCUUUGCAAGCGACACUGGAGGACGAGAGAGAGAGGAUUGUACAGAGCAUCACCAAGUGCCCCAUAUCCAGGCUCAACACGAAUCUGUGUCCAACAUUAGAAACUCGCAAAAGUUCAAGAAACAAUCCUCGGUAUGAUAAUGCCAAUCUAAAUUUCCCUCCUGGUACUCCGUCAGAAGAAAUCCUGGAGUCUGUUCUGAGAGAUCUGAUAUUGGAAACAGAAGAGAAGAUCAAUGACGGAUGUUUAGGUUCACUUAAGGUACAUGACAGAAAAGCCUGGCGAGAGGCUAUUGCUAACAGCUCAUAUGAUCAGCAGUGUGAGAAACUUGUUUGGGGAGGAAGUAGUAGAAACAAU